CAACUAUUGCGGUUACUUCAAAAACUGGAAUGAGUUGGAAAAAGUUUGUUUACUGUUCGAUAAGCAUGACAGACAAGAAUCUGUGAUCAUAUUAAAGGACCAAACAUCAUAUGCACUUGACCCAAAAUGUCUUUCACAAUAAUCCAUUUCAAUGAUGUGUACAACAUAGAGCCUCAGUCUGACGAGCCACUAGGGGGCGCUGCUCGUUUUGCGGGAUAUGUGGCCAUGUGUAAAGAACAGCAUCCUUUAGUCCUCUUCAGUGGUGAUGCCCUCAACCCAUCACUCAUGAGCAUCUUCUUGAAAGGAGAGCAGAUGCUGCCCGUCCUGAAUGGUGUGGGAGUCAAUUGUGCUGUCUAUGGCAACCAUGACUUUGAUUUUGGUGUGGACCAUUUAGAGGAUUUUGCUGAGCAGUCAUCAUUUCCAUGGUUACUUAGCAAUGUCAAGGACAAUCUGGCAGAGGAACCACUAGCAUUAGGAGAAGUAGCGCACAGCUUGGUGUGGAAUGACAUAAAGAUUGGCUUUGUUGGUUUGGUGGAGGAGGAGUGGAUAGAGACACUGGCGACCCUUGACCCCGAGGAUGUCACAUACCUAGACUUUGUCACCGAGGGUCAGAGACUCGCCAGCCUCCUAAAGAAAGAGCAAGGCUGUGACAUGGUAAUAGCACUGACCCACAUGCGAUGGCCAAAUGACCGCCGGCUGGCAGAAAGUGUUCCAGAUAUAGACAUCAUCCUGGGAGGCCAUGACCACGACUAUGGAGUAGAGAUGGUGAACAACACGUACAUUGUGAAGAGUGGUACUGACUUCCGGAAUCUCAGCAACAUCAAGGUGACGAGGACAGGAGAUGGGUGGGAGUUCGACAUCCAGAGAGUGGAUCUAGACUCUAGUAUACCUGAAGAUCCCCUCAUGAAGGAGAUUGUGGAUAGUAAACUUGAGGCUGUGGGGUCCAGGAUGGAUGAGGAGCUGGGGGAGAUGGCUGUGGAGAUGGAUGGCCGAUUCCAGAAUAUACGUACCCAGGAGACUAAUCUAGGUAAUUUUGUGAUGGACAUCAUGCUGACAGCAACCAAGGCUGAAAUAGCACUGCUCAACUCAGGGACUUUCAGAUCUGACAAAAUACAUCCAAAAGGAGUCUUCAAAAUCAGGGAUCUUCUCACCAUAUUGCCUCUCGUUGAUCCGCUGGUGGUUCUUAAGGUCACAGGAUCCCAGCUCCAUCAAGCUCUAGAGAACGGGGUGUCCAAGUACCCAAAACUGGAGGGGCGUUUCCCUCAGGUGUCAGGGAUGGUGUUUGGAUUUGACCCCAGCAAACCUCCAGGGGAACGUGUGGACUCCCGCUUGGUGAAGGUACAAGGUGGAUACCUUGAGCUGGACAGGGUGUACACUCUGUGUACCAAGGAGUACAUCGCUGCUGGGAAGGAUGGCUAUGAUGUGUUCAAGCCUUGUGAAAUAGCGGUGUCUGCUGAACAGUGUCAGUCUCUAUCGACGACCGUCAACAACCACUUUGACUCUGUGAAGAUCUACAAGGGGCAGAAACCAUGCAAGUCCGGACACAGACAGAGUCUCUUGUGUCUAGCUAGGAAGACCUCCAUGGUGAGGCAGGCCAGCAUGGAUCAGGUCCACAAGCCCUACCCCCUGGUGAGACAACAGAGCAUCCAUGAGGCAGAGGCGGAGCAGUGCUACCUGGCCCCCAAGAUAGACCACCGAAUCUUCCAGUACAACGACGAGAAACUGAAGCUGAUGUUGGCACUGAAGCCACAGUUUAGCAGGAUUCUCAGCAAAGUGUCUGAGGAUGCCAGUGACAGUGUGGAGAUGGCAGACGAGGACAACUGAUAAAAAUCACAACCUCUACCCGAUCACAUUUCCAAGUUUUAAUCUUGUUUUAGCUCACCUUGCUGACAGCAAACCUUUUGACUGACAUUAAGUUUUAAUGGCAUUAUGUGAAAAUCAUUCCAUUGCUGUUGCAACAAUUAUGAAUGCCAAAUAGCAGAUCUACCUCAGGACACAUCAAAUUUGUUCAUAACGUUGGUCGAGAAUAAGUUGCAGCUGUAUCAAGACUGGUAUAUGUGGUUUUAUGGGUCCCAUGUUAAAACCACAUAUACUCCUUGUGAUACUGCUACAGCGAAUUUAUCUUGCCAACAUAUUUCAAUAUGCCAUUAUAAAAGAAUUGAAAGAAAUUGAAAAUUGAUAGGAAACAGCUGUUCAAUUGAUCUGAGGUGAACUUGUGCUGUGUCAUGUGACUUUCAUCGACUCGUAAACAAUGCAUGGCUUUUAGCGUCAUAGCGGGGUGUAAGAGAUUUAUCCUCUCACUUAAAAAUUCACAUGCAGCCUGUGCAGCCUUCGCAUCUGGGUAAAAGGGAUUUAUCAACUUUUGUUCACUUCUUUUAAAACCAUUUUUUAGACACUUAUAUUUUUGUGACAAUCACAUUAAUUCAGGGACAUUAUGAUGGACUAAUGCAAAUGAUAUUAGAUUGUUAUAAGACAUAUGAGGGUGAUGUUUAGAACAUCUUCAAAAUCCUUGAAUAUGUACCGAACUUCAGCCUAACCAUGAAGAUCCAGAUUAGAACAGGUCUUCAGCAACCAUUGCUUUCAGUAAGAGGCGACUAUUCUUGUCAUAAGAGGCCGUAAGGUACUGUAAGGUGUAACUGCCCAAUAGUUAAGGUACCGUAAGGUGUAACUGCCCAAUAGUUAAGGUACCGUAAGGUGUAACUGCCCAAUAGUUAAGGUACCGUAAUGUGUAACUGCCCAAUAGUUAAGGUACCAUAAGGUGUAACUGCCCAAUAGUUAAGGUAUCGUAAGGUGUAACUGCCCAAUAGUUAAGGUAUCGUAUCGACAAGAAUUGCACAAGAAAAUUGCACAUAGCUUUCACAAGGCACUAUGUAAGCAUUCAAGGCUACAUCUGUGAAAAAUACCAUAUCAUUUUUAUCCACCGCCAUGAAGUGGGUCAGGGGACACAGGAACAGAGUUCAUCCAUCUGUCUGUCCGUCCUUCUGUCCGUCCGCUUCUCAAAGGGGACAAAUUUUCUCCAAAAUUAUUUAAGUUAGAGAAAUGAAAUUUUACA
Haliotis rufescens (red abalone) is the source of this 3052-nucleotide messenger RNA. RefSeq names its product mannosylglucosyl-3-phosphoglycerate phosphatase-like. The transcript is spliced from 14 exons. NCBI's taxonomy places the organism in Eukaryota, Metazoa, Mollusca, Gastropoda, Lepetellida, Haliotidae. The record is from RefSeq and is a predicted model, not a curated record. Gene Ontology annotation, molecular function: hydrolase activity. Gene Ontology annotation, biological process: nucleotide catabolic process. The coding region runs from base 127 to 1824 and encodes 565 amino acids.